Rattus norvegicus (Norway rat) is the source of this 4160-nucleotide messenger RNA. The record is from RefSeq and is a predicted model, not a curated record. NCBI's taxonomy places the organism in Eukaryota, Metazoa, Chordata, Mammalia, Rodentia, Muridae.
ACGCGCGGGACCCUCCGCCGAGCACGGCUGGGUGCCUGUCCGCACACGGGACCCAAGGACCCUCUCCACUAUCCGCUCUCUGCCCGUUCCCACAUCCCUGCAUCCUAUCUAUGGCUGAGACCCUCCUUGGCGAGGGCACCCCCCCAGCACAAUCCCCAACUCUCAUUGCCGCUGAGGCUCCUGUCCCCCAGCUCAGACCGUACGGUCCUCUCCAUCCCUGCCUCCACUUUAUGUCAUCUCCACAUCCCAUAGCUGGGACCCCUUCUUCCUGCCGGGACAUCCCCUCCGAGCCCCCAACUCCGCCGGGACCGUAUGACCCUCACCUCCGUUCUCUUCCUCCGCUUUCUUGCAUCCCCAUGUCCCAUAGCCUGAGACCCUCCUCCGCGUGGGGACCUCGAGCGCGAGCCCUCCCACCCCCCAGGCCCCCAUCGCGGCUGAGGCUUGGGUCCGCACCCGGACGGAGGACCCUCUCCUCAGUCGCCUCUCUCCACGUUCCCGCUUCCACUAAUUCCAUAGCACGGGCCCACCUUACUCCCCUCGCAUGGCGGCUGGGUCGUAGGUCCUCCUGAAACCCGCACGACCCUCUAGAUCUCCCUUCACAUUCCCGCACCCCUGUAUCCAAUAGCCUAGUCCCCCAGAGCUGUCGUAAGUCUGGCCACGAUACCCCUCUUCGGGUCCUAACCAAACCCUCCCUUGAGUCUCUGCGAUUGGGACAAGAGCACGGCACCGCCAGCCCCCUCCUCUCGAUCCCGGAUUCUUCCCUGAUCUGAUACUUCUGAGACCAGCGCCACACACAGCCCUGAACCACUGCUGCUCUCUUCUCCGCAGAGGAAGUUGAGCUUCCUGCUGUGCCACUUUGAGAGCGAAGCCCCUUCCCCACCUCCUCUCUUUCCAUAGAAUCAAAAUCAUUGCCUGGACCUAAGGGUCCUCACCCCCAGCUCCACCUUGAGCAGCGCCCUUCACUCUCUUCUGUUCUUUCCUCCUGACUCUUGGACCCCAGACUCACUCCUCACCCGACCUAGUUCCUCAUGCACCCCACCCCCACACCCCCCACACCCCACACCACCGCUCUCCCACCCCCACCCCCGCAGAGUGGAGUGACAUACAGGCAGGAGAAGGUUGGUGGUUCGUGGAGGGGCUUCUGGGGGAUGGGACUGGUCCCAGGGAGUGCCUGCAUAUGUUAUGGGGUUCUGAGAGGAUUUGGGGGUAGUUUUGGGUGUGUGCGUGAGUUCACGUGUGUGUGCCACACACCCCUACAAGUGUCAUGGAACUAGAAACCCUAUCCCCACUUUACUUCCCUUGCUAGAUCUCAGAACCUGUGGGUGUGUCUGGGCAGGAGGGCUUUGGAAAUGGGUGUUUUAGUGCUGCCUUGGGAACUCACAAGCAAGAGAUGCAUGUCGCACACGCACACACACACACACACACACAGAGAGAGAGAGAGAGAGAGAGAGAGAGGGAGGAGAGGGAGAGGGGGAGAGAGAGAGAGAGAGAGAGAGAGAGAGAGAGAGAGAGAGAGAGAGAGAGGUGCACACACACACAGCAGGAUCCAGGCAGAGUCCAGAGUAGAGGUGGCAGCUUGCCCUCUUCCAGAAAAGCCUUGUUCAGCCCCUCCCUCUGCACUUGCUCCUGUGCUGACCGAGCCUCUUUCUGUCCCUGUGAGGUGGGAUAUGGAGUAGAGAGAAAGUGUCACUCAAUUUACCUGGUGUCAUUUGGGGCCACAUCAACCGAGUCGGUUUCGACAGCCAGGCCUCUUGAGGUCAAGGGGUACCCAGAGAGCACACAGUAGUUCCCUUAUCCAGUUGCUUGUGGGCUGCAGGUGAGCAGAGCCAUCUGUUUUUUGUCUGACUUAGCAGGUCCCUGACAGAGCUCCCAGACAGAGUCUGGGAAAACCUGUGGAGCUGGAGGACCGGGACAUGCCCAGGGACCAUCUCAGACCUUACAGUGCUGGGACACCAGCCCCUAGGGUAUUAAAAGGCAAUUCUGAUUCAGUGGCCCAGGGUUGGACAUCAAAUCUUUUUUUAUGAGUUGGGAGGUCUAGCAGACCCCUUGGUCUACCUGCCUGGGUUAUGGUCUGGGCUGAGCAGCUUUUGGAAUUGCCUUGCAAUUAUUAGAACAGCCUAAUGGCCCUGGGCACCCAGCACCCGCCAUGAACUGACUUUAAGGGAUUCAAAUGUCAGCAAAGCAGCAGGUCCCAGGUUAGGAGUGUUUCCCCGUCCCAUCUCUGCUAGUUGCAACCAGAACAUCCCUGCCUGCCUCACCCCCAUCCCAUAAUGACGCCAUGCUUCUCGUGGGCUGAUCUUGUCACCAGGUUUCAAGAUCACCUCCUUCAGAAGGAACCCAGGCAAGCCAGAGCAAGGGGAGGUGGGUCCUGAAAAUGGUGGGAAGGCUUGGAGCUCCCGUGGCCUUCCGAGCACGGCUGGGUGCAGCUGUGCGCUCAGCAUUGGAGGAGUCUAGGGGGAUGAGUGUGCGUACACCUGCAGAGAUGCAUGUGGGGGUGUGUGAGUGUGUAGCACGAGUGUGUGUGUCUGUCAGCAGCCGUGGGCAGGCUGGCGGCGCGGUGGGAAGAGGGAUUGAUAGCUUAUGGAGGAUGGGGAGGGCCUCUGCCUGCUGCAGUCUCUCCAACCUGGGUCCCAGCCUGGAGGUCUCCUGGGGAAGUUUGGGCUUCACCCAAGCUGUUCCUGGGAGAGGGAUCUCAAGCUGGGUUACGAGGCUGCUCAGGGCACCUGCCCAGACUCAUCUCAGGACUGACUCCAGCCCUCCUCUCUCCAGAUUUUCCGCCGUGCGGAUAAAAACGACGACGGGAAACUGUCCCUUGAGGAAUUUCAACUGUUCUUCGCGGAUGGCGUCCUCAAUGAGAAGGAGCUGGAGGGCCUCUUCCACACCAUUGAUUCAGACAACACCAAAUUACUUUGUGGAACACAUGGGAGACUACGAAGAUGUCCUGGCCUCCCUCGAGACUUUGAACCACUCAGUCCUGAAGGCUAUGGGCUACACCAAGAAGGUGUAUGAAGGUGGGAACAACGUGGACCAGUUUGUGACCCGCUUCCUUCUGAAGGAGACGGCCAAUCAGAUCCAGUCGCUGCUCAGCUCUGUGGAAAGCGCCGUGGAAGCCAUCGAAGAACAGACCAGCCAGAUCCGACAGGACCACUGCAAACCUAGUCCUGGCGUCAACGAGAGCCGCUACGGAGGACCCACUCCUCCCUACAUCCCCAACCACAAGCUUGUGGUCCCGGAACCAGUGAAGAGCCUGCCUGUGGCCAUAGGGGAGCCAAAGGAGGAGGGGCUGGAGGUCCAGAUAAGCCGGUUGGCAGAGCUGAUUGGGAGACUGGAGAGCAAGACCCUCUCGUUUGACCUGCAGCAGCGCCUCUCGGAUGAAGAAGGCACCAACAUGUACCUGCAGCUGGUCCGGCAGGAGAUGGCCGUGUGCCCUGAGCAGCUGGGCGAGUUCUUGGAUUCCCUGAGACAGUACCUUCGGAGCACUGCUGAAGAAAGGAACUGCUUCCAUGUGGCCGCGGUGAGGAUGGCAGAUGGGCUAACCUUCGUCAUCUACGAGUUCUGGGAGACAGAGGAGGAGUGGAAGAGGCACCUGCAGAGCCCUGUGUGCAAGGCCUUCCGACAUGUCAAGGUUGACACACUGAGCCAGCCUGAGGCACUCUCCCAGAUCUCCGUGCCAGCUGCCUGGUGCACCUCCGGCCGAGACUGACCCCUCCCAGUUAAGAAGUCCUACUGCUAGUCCCAUGACCCUUCUUGUAAAGGCCAAUACCCUUUUCUAGAUACUUUGGUAAACAGCUGUCUUUUCAAUAUACGUAUAUAUCAAAGGACUUGUAUUUCCCCUGCUGUGGCACAGAGGAGGCCCAUCCCCUGGCGUCCCCACACCUGACUCCACCUGGCAGACUACUCUUGCAACGAUCCUGGCACGCUAGUAGGGGUGGCUUCCCCACCCCAGCCAGCUUCUGGCAUCCCUGAUUCUUAAUAGCUGAGGCCCAGCAGGGCCCACCUCAGGUGGACAGGCCUGCUCCUCUACAUCUGUCCUCUUUGAUGGCCCUCUACCUAGUAGGAGCUGUGACCCUGUAGUACCCAAUCUAGGCUUGGGUAGAGCCCAGGUCCCCAGCACCACACUAGGCCCACAGCCACCAAAUAAAGUCUGGUUAGGAACAGUG